AUGCCAAGCAUCAUGUCAUGGGAUGCUGACAUCUAUACAGAAAACAUGAUCCGUUACACAGGCAGCCCGGACAGCCUCCGUUCCCGCACACCCAUGAUCACCCCUGACCUUGAAAGCGGUGUCAAGAUGUGGCAUUUGGUGAAGAACCAUGAACAUGGUGACCAAAAAGAGGGUGAUCGGGGCAGCAAGAUGGUUUCUGAGAUCUACCUUACAAGACUACUUGCCACCAAGGGCACCCUCCAGAAAUUUGUAGAUGACCUCUUUGAGACCAUCUUCAGCACUGCUCACCGUGGCAGUGCGCUUCCCCUGGCUAUCAAAUACAUGUUCGACUUCCUGGAUGAGCAGGCUGACAAGCACAACAUCCAUGACCCUCAUGUGCGGCACACUUGGAAGAGCAAUUGCCUGCCGUUACGGUUCUGGGUUAACAUGAUCAAGAACCCACAGUUUGUCUUCGACAUCCACAAGAACAGCAUCACGGAUGCCUGCCUCUCUGUAGUGGCUCAGACUUUCAUGGACUCCUGUUCGACCUCAGAGCACCGGCUGGGCAAAGAUUCACCCUCCAACAAGCUUCUCUACGCCAAGGACAUCCCCAGCUACAAGAACUGGGUGGAAAGGUACUAUUCAGACAUUGCCAAAAUGCCAGCAAUCAGUGACCAGGACAUGAAUGCGUACUUGGCCGAGCAGUCUCGCAUGCAUAUGAACGAGUUCAACACUAUGAGUGCGCUCUCAGAGAUAUACUCCUACGUUGGCAAGUACAGCGAGGAGAUUCUCGGAGCCCUUGAUCAAGACGAUCAGGCUGGGAAACAAAAACUUGCCUACAAACUUGAACAAGUCAUAACCCUCAUGAGCAUAGACAGCUGA
Messenger RNA from Apaloderma vittatum (bar-tailed trogon), 861 nucleotides. Its product is annotated as plexin-A4-like. Gene Ontology annotation, biological process: regulation of cell migration; regulation of GTPase activity; semaphorin-plexin signaling pathway involved in axon guidance. Gene Ontology annotation, molecular function: semaphorin receptor activity. Bases 1 to 861 code for a protein of 286 amino acids. Gene Ontology annotation, cellular component: semaphorin receptor complex. The transcript has 6 exons. NCBI's taxonomy places the organism in Eukaryota, Metazoa, Chordata, Aves, Trogoniformes, Trogonidae. The record is from RefSeq and is a predicted model, not a curated record.